Molecule: messenger RNA, 2726 nt
Organism: Contarinia nasturtii (swede midge)
Lineage: Eukaryota; Metazoa; Arthropoda; Insecta; Diptera; Cecidomyiidae
Product: fatty acyl-CoA reductase wat-like
Exons: 9
Coding region: 184-1821 (545 amino acids)
Biological process (GO): long-chain fatty-acyl-CoA metabolic process
Cellular component (GO): peroxisome
Molecular function (GO): alcohol-forming very long-chain fatty acyl-CoA reductase (NADP+) activity
Source: RefSeq, a predicted model, not a curated record
AUUACCUAUGUAGAAUGUGGUGUUCAAUUUUGUGGACCUUCACAAAAACAAUACCAUUAAACAAUUGGAUAUCAAACAGUGUACAACCAUAGUGAAAAAUCUUCUAAAGAAAUUUGUCGUACUUACAUUCAGUGCAAAAUUGUUGGGCCUUUUUUUGCAUAUUACUGAAACUAAAGUGCCACAAUGACCAAGGAUGUGACAUUGGAAGAAUUGGUGAUACGUGAAAAGAAGCCGGAAACGGUUGAAGAGGAGUUUGAAGCAUGUGUGCGUCGAACCAAUAUUUUGAAAAUGGAUUUCGAAGAUGAUAUCUAUGAAAAAUCAACGAUUGUGCAAUUCUUCAAAGGAAAAUGUGUUUUUUUAACGGGCGGUGCUGGGUUUCUGGGACAACUUUACAUCGAAAAAUUACUACGAAUCGGUGUUAGUCGAAUUUAUUGUUUGUUGCGACCAAAAAAGAAUCUAACGCCGGAAGAACGUGUACGGAACAUCUGCUCCGGACCGGUAUAUCAACGUCUACGCGAUAUGGAUCCGAAUUUUCAUGAUCGAAUCAGUGUGAUAACCGGUGAUUUAAAAAUGGUGGGCGCUGGCAUCUCGCCGGAAGAUGUGGAUAUAAUGUGUAAUGAGGUUGAAGUUGUAAUUCAUGCAGCGGCCGAUGUUCGUUUCAAUAUUCCGUUGCUUGAAUUGGUGGAAUCGAAUGUUCGUGGUACGAGAGAUAUAUUGGAAAUUGCCAAACGAAUGAAACGUUUAGAAGUAUUUGCAUACAUUUCAACGGCCUAUUCACAUUGUCCACGCGAUGUGGUUGAUGAAAAAUUUUAUGAUCCACCAAUGGAACCGGAAUUCUGGCUAAAGAUGUUGGACCGUUGUAAAAGCGCUGCCGAUAAGGAAAUUAUUGAUAUACUUGAACAGCAGAUCAUGAAUCCUUGGCCGAACAGUUACACCUAUACGAAAGCACUCAGCGAGAGUUUGGUGAAACGUUACAGUGUUCAUUUUCCAACCAUUGUUAUUCGGCCAUCAAUUAUUGUAUCCACGUAUCAGGAUCCAGUACCCGGAUGGACGAACAAUAUAACUGGCAUAAAUGGUUUGUGUGUUGGUAUUGGCGUGGGAUUUUUGCGUCAUUUGCAUGUUGAAUAUGAUUUUGUCAUCGAUAUCAUUUGUGCGGAUUUCGUGGUAAAUACAACGCUUGCGGCAAUUCAUCUAUGCAACGAGAAGCAUAGAUCUCAUAAGCAGAUACCUGAAGCAGAAGUGUUUCAUUGUUCAAGCAAAGGCUUUAUGCUAACAUCAGAACAAUUGGGACGAGAUGCGAUUACACUUCGCCGUUAUGAGCUAUUGCAUUCGAUGAAAUGCAUUUAUUAUCCGGUUAUUACGUUCACGCAUUAUGGAUGGCAAGAUUCGUUGGCAACACUAUUUCUACAGGCGCUACCGUGCUAUUUCAUGGACUUUUUUAAUCCAGAAAAAAUUCGAUUGUUGGCCGUUUCACGUAAAAUCAAAUCGAUGAAAAACGUUAUCUCAUUUUUCAUGAGCAAGCGCAUACACUUUGACAAUACGAAUGUCGUGCGAGAAGUUUACGACCGCAUGACGGACGUGGAUAAAAAACUAUUCCCAUCCGAUUCGCGUAAUUUUGAAUGGCAUAAAUUCAUUUAUGCAUACUUUGCCGGAAUGCGUGUCUAUGUGCUUAUGGAUCCAUUAGAAACGUUUCCAAAAUCGAAAUUGAAAUUACGCAAAUUAAAAUACAUUCACUACACACUAAAAUAUUCAUUCAUUACCAUUUUAGUCCUGAUACUGUAUGCGUAUGUAUUGAAAAGGUUACUGAAUCUACUUUUAUGAUAUGUGCUUUUUGUGUAUGUGGAUAAAGCGAGAGAAAGAACGUAACGAACAUUUAAAUGCUUGUACGCUUCUCCAUCAUGUUGGUUAUAUUGUAACCGCAUUUGUUCAGUUAAUUAAUUACAAUAAUUUCCAUUGUUAAGCAUAAUUGUGUUCUGUUCGCUUCACAAACCGAUUUGUAUCCUUUUCUUUCUCUUUCUCUCGCUCAAUAUCCACAGUCCACACUCAUGCACCAUGUAUCGUCACUCUUUUUUUUUCUUCUCUCUAUUAUUACGGGCAUUAUGUUGAAAUAAUAAAUCGUGUUUUGUGUUUUUGGUAUCGUUUUGUGAAUAAAAUCUGACCAUAUACCGCAAAAACUCAAUAAACAUUCAAUUAAAAUCAUGUAAAUGUUUUGAAUAUUGUAAAUGCAUGUGCGUGUAUGCGUGUUUGUGUUCAGUUGAAAUGCGAUGAGUGUUCAGCCAAAAGUUUAUUAUUUGUCAACUUUUUUUUUAUAUUUCAUUUCGAUUGGAAUUUCUUUUUUUUUUUUUUGUGUGUUAGUGUGCAUCAUCGAAACUAACGGAUUCCAAAUUAUUGCACAAAAAAUGCACGACAACAUAAUUUAAUUAUUCAUUCCGGUAAUUAUGUGUGUGUCAUAAUAUCUGUUUAAAUUCGGCUAUUAUAAUGUUUAAACUUGGACUCAUUUAAAUCAAAACAGUGAACACACGAAAAAAAAUGCAAUCACAGAAUUAAAUCGAGACAUAUCGCAUUUCAACCGAGACAUACACACAAUCACAUGCACAUUUAAAAGUAACAUGGUUUCACAUCUAAUCAACUUGUGACACAAAUUAAGUUAUAUUAGUCAUCAUUGGGUUCAAAUAAAAAAAACAAACAAAUAAACACGAUCAUAUUGCUUAUAUUUACAAAAACAA